Molecule: messenger RNA, 864 nt
Organism: Caenorhabditis remanei
Lineage: Eukaryota; Metazoa; Nematoda; Chromadorea; Rhabditida; Rhabditidae
Exons: 7
Coding region: 1-864 (287 amino acids)
Source: RefSeq, a predicted model, not a curated record
AUGAAUGCGAAUGAUGUGAAGAAUGAGUUCGAGAAAGAGCUUGCUCAACUUCAAUUGAAUGGAAUGAUGAGACUUCAGGACCAGGAUAAAAAGUAUCAGGACGAAUUGAAGUACGAACAGAAAAGAGCUGAAAUUAAGUGGAAACACGAAACAGAAUUGAAGAAACUUGAAGAGGAAAAGGAGAAGGAAGAGCGUCUACUUCGAGAAAAGAACAUGAAACUUCUCAAAGAAAGCAGCCAAGAAAGCCAGAAAUUAGACAAGAAGGAGGGCAAUCAACUUCAAGAAAUGUUGAAUCAAGGUAUGGCUCUACGGUCAAAUAUCGAGAGAAGAGAAGAAAGGAAAUCGUCGGGGAAUGUCAUAUUGGAAACAAGAAACAAAUGGAAUUCAGUCAAAGAGAUUUAUGACUUGGUUAAAAUGGUCUACUUUAUGAGAAACAGCAACGAAGGCUUCACUGUGGAUGAGAUAACUGAUAUAUUGGAGCAUAUAAAACGUUUGAUGAACAAGAAAGAGGAGUUGGACAAUCAUCUGAUGGUAGUGAAAGACAAUCAUCUGAUGGUAGUGACAAAACGGGUUUACUCCGCUUGGGUUCCCUCAACCCCUCUCACCGGAGUCUUGGGAAAGUGGAAACAAACUGCGAGCAAGGAACAAUUCGAGAAAGUUCAAUGUAAUCUGGAACUACUUUCAACUACAAAUAUUGAAGAAAUGGUAUCGAAUUUGAGGAGAACUUUGAAAUUAAACAAAAGCACCGAUCGAAAUUUGUUAUUGAAAAUGGAUGAAACAAUCAAUAAUUACGACAUUUCGGUCGACAACUUCAUUCAAAAUCAAACUGGUUUAAUGCUUUCUUCGAAUGCCAUUGAUUAUUGA